Dufourea novaeangliae is the source of this 829-nucleotide messenger RNA. RefSeq names its product haloacid dehalogenase-like hydrolase domain-containing protein 2. The record is from RefSeq and is a predicted model, not a curated record. Gene Ontology annotation, biological process: dephosphorylation. Lineage: Eukaryota; Metazoa; Arthropoda; Insecta; Hymenoptera; Halictidae. Bases 56 to 829 code for a protein of 257 amino acids. The transcript has 4 exons. Gene Ontology annotation, molecular function: phosphatase activity.
UCACAGCCUCGGUUGAAAAUAAACGGGAAACACAUUAUCAAAAAUAUAAAAAAAUAUGGCGAAGCAGAUACGACUAGUACUAAUAGAUCUUAGCGGAACACUGCAUAUUGAUAAUACAGUGAUUCCUGGUGCAGUGGAAGCUCUAAACAGGCUUCGAAGCGCUAAUAUACCGCUGAAAUUCGUCACCAAUACAACGAAAGAGUCCGGUAAUAUUUUGCACAAGAGACUGAUGGGCCUCGGUUUCGAGAUUAAAAAAGAAGAAAUCUUCAGCUCUUUGGCCGCUGCAAGGAGAUUAAUCGCUACGAGGAAAUUAAAUCCGAUGCUCUUGAUCGACCCCGCAGCCACCGAAGACUUCGAAAAUUUAGUAAAAAAUGAUGAAAAAUCUAAUGCUGUUUUGGUGGGAUUGGCACCGGACAAAUUUCAGUACGACGAAUUGAACAAAGCAUUUAGGUUGUUGUUGGACGGUGCACCGCUCAUUGCGAUUCAUAAAGGACGAUAUUAUAAACGACCGGAUGGUUUAGCUUUAGGACCUGGUGCAUUUAUUUCAGGCCUAGAAUAUUCCGCUAACGUUAAAGCGGAAGUUGUCGGUAAACCUACUCCGGAAUUCUUCAAGGCGGCUCUGGGAAAUCUAUCUCCGGAGGAAGCAGUUAUGAUUGGUGAUGAUGUUAAAGAUGAUGUGGCUGGAGCACAAGCUAUUGGCAUCAGAGGUCUUCUAGUGCAAACAGGAAAAUACAGAGAAGGGGAUGAAAAUACAAUUACACCACCACCGACAAAAGUAUGCAUCUCCUUUGUGGAAGCUGUAGAACAUAUUCUUAAUAACAAAGUUUAG